ACCCAGCAGUCAGCUGAUUCGAGUCGUUUAGUUUAGCCCAGAUCCCACAGCGGAGAGUCGGCAUAAACACCCCGGGAGGAGGCGCGGUGAACCCCAGCUGCUUUUAUCGACCUGCUGAAACCGACAAGAUGAAGCUGGCCUGUCUGCUGCUGCUGGCUGCUGUCGCCUGGAGCUCCGAGGCGAUAGUUAGGAUUCCCCUGAAGAAGUUUCGCUCCAUAAGGCGGUCCAUGACUGACUCAGGCAGAGCUAUGGAAGAACUCCUAGCUGACUCUCAGUCUACAAAGUACAACCUGGGGUUCCCCCCUCCCAGCAACGGUCCCACCCCUGAAACCCUCAAGAACUAUCUGGACGCCCAGUAUUAUGGAGAAAUAGGUCUUGGCACUCCUAUCCAGACCUUUACUGUGGUGUUUGACACUGGAUCCUCCAACCUAUGGGUUCCCUCUGUCCACUGCUCCCUUACUGACAUUGCCUGCUUGCUUCAUCACAAGUACAAUGGAGCUAAAUCCAGCACCUAUGUGAAGAAUGGCACUGCUUUUGCCAUCCAGUAUGGCAGUGGGAGCUUGUCUGGGUAUCUCAGCCAGGACACAUGCACAAUCGGUGAUAUUGCUGUUGAAAAGCAGAUAUUUGGGGAGGCUAUCAAACAGCCUGGAGUUGCUUUCAUUGCAGCAAAGUUUGAUGGCAUCUUGGGUAUGGCCUAUCCUCGGAUCUCUGUGGAUGGGGUUCCUCCUGUGUUUGACAUGAUGAUGAGCCAAAAGAAAGUGGAGAAAAACGUCUUCUCUUUCUAUUUAAACAGGAACCCAUAUACUCAGCCUGGUGGUGAACUCCUGCUGGGUGGGACUGACCCUAAGUACUACACUGGAGACUUCCACUACGUGAAUAUCAGCAGACAGGCUUACUGGCAGGUUCAUAUGGACGGCAUGAACAUCGGCAGCCAGCUGAACCUUUGUAAGGGAGGCUGUGAGGCCAUUGUAGACACUGGAACGUCGCUGAUCACUGGACCUGCAGCUGAGGUCAAGGCCCUGCAGAAAGCCAUCGGAGCUAUCCCCCUCAUCCAGGGAGAGUAUAUGGUUGACUGCAAGAAGGUCCCCUCUCUUCCUACUAUCUCCUUUGUUUUGGGCGGACAAUCCUACACCCUGACUGGAGAACAAUACAUUCUCAAGGAGAGCCAGGCUGGUAAAGAGAUCUGCCUGAGUGGCUUCAUGGCUCUGGAUAUCCCUCCCCCAGCCGGACCACUGUGGAUUCUGGGAGACGUGUUCAUUGGCCAGUACUACACUGAGUUUGACCGCGAAAACAACAGAGUGGGCUUCGCCAAGGCUGUCUAAAGGCUGUUGAGUGAAAUUGCUAAAGGGUCAGAGAGGAGUUUAAAUAACUGUAGGAAAGCUUGAAAGAACCCUACACAUCAUAUCAGCUGCUUUUGUAAUAUCUACAUACCUAGCGAUAUGAUAGUGUUGUGUUUUGCACUGUGCUUUCUUAGCUUAUACAAAUACUCCGUUAUCAGUGGGCUUGAGAAGUCUAAACGAAUCAGGGAAAGGUACUACAGAUAUGCUAGGAAAAACAGACGUGUGGUUUUAAUACGUUUUAACUUGUUUUAAGGUUUUAUGUCUGAUUUUUAUUUCAUUUAAAUCUGCUUUUUUUGAAAAUACCUCUGAUUUUAAUGUGUACAAUUGAAUUGGAUGAAAUAAAUGUUUUAAAACUUG
Molecule: messenger RNA, 1697 nt
Organism: Astyanax mexicanus (Mexican tetra)
Lineage: Eukaryota; Metazoa; Chordata; Actinopteri; Characiformes; Acestrorhamphidae
Gene: ctsd
Product: cathepsin D
Exons: 9
Coding region: 129-1322 (397 amino acids)
Biological process (GO): proteolysis
Cellular component (GO): lysosome
Molecular function (GO): aspartic-type endopeptidase activity
Source: RefSeq, a predicted model, not a curated record